This is a messenger RNA of Leptidea sinapis, 2378 nucleotides long. RefSeq lists its product as uncharacterized. The transcript has a single exon. Lineage: Eukaryota; Metazoa; Arthropoda; Insecta; Lepidoptera; Pieridae. Bases 380 to 1288 code for a protein of 302 amino acids. The record is from RefSeq and is a predicted model, not a curated record.
CGAUGCGGAAAGGUUAAAACUAAUUCAUGUUCCAUUUAAGCAUCAGCACAAUUCGGCAUUGUGCGGUACUGAGUCGCAUUAUGCUCUUUAAUUGGAAAACUACCAUAAUACUGCGAAGAAUUUAUAAGAUAAAAAAAGCAAUGAAAACGCAGAAGACAUGGCUAUAUGGGCUUGAACCCUUUGCCUGUCCUUAUAUUGGACGAAGAACCCAAAAAAAAAACAAUUUUGUUUUGAUAGCAAUAUUUUAGAUGUUUGCGAAAUCUAACAUAAAACAAAGAAAUAAUUUAAAUAGAUUUCUAUUUACAUAUUUUUAUUUAUGAUUUUGGUUUUUAAAAUAAUUUAAUAUUCAUAAUAAUUAGUAACAAGGAAUUAUAACAAAAUGGGUGACAGAACACAAAGUCUAUCGUCGAUUAACUCAUCACCGAUGUCUUCCCAACUGACUGAAAAUACUAUUACUACAAGCUUGAAAUCGUAUUUAAAAGACUUAUUGAAAUCAAGAAUAUUUCUGGGUCGGUAUUUAGAACGAAGACUUGUAAAUGAAUGUGUUGGUUACAGAGAUAUUGUCUUGUUGAGUGCCGCUGAAACGGAAUUGAAGAGAGAUUUGCAUGAAGCUCAUGAAAAACUUUGUACUACAGGUACAAGCUCACUUUGGAUAGGUAUAACAGAUUCAGAUUUGUUGAACCUUGGUAUUUCAUCAAGCAUCUGCAUUUGGACUGAAAUAGAUAAUCAACCAUUUGGUACAUUUUGGUUUCAAAUAAAAGGUCUUAAAUAUAGAUGUAAUGAGAUAUGUAUUGCCUUAAAUUGCUUAAGGCAUAUAACUGAUGCAUUCAUAGAGCUGGAGCCAAUUUUGUCAGGUCCCAUAAAGAAACCUAUAGUAAAAUGUGAUUUGGCACUUGAAGGGAAUAGUGUAACAAAUUCGAGUGACAGUUUGAAAGAUAUUUUAAAAAGUGUAGUAGCAAUUAGUAAUGUUAAGGAAUUUCUAAAAUUUAUAUUUGCAUUAGUUGUGGCAAUUUUUACAGGAGGUACUUCAUUUGUUAGUUUUAUUGGAGACUUCACAUUGGGGUUAUUAAGAGAGAUAUCAAUAUUUGUGAAUAAUUCAACUCCAUUGGUAUUGGGUUUCCUUGAUUUUAUAAGUAAAAUAGUUGGUGGUUUCUAUAUAUUAAUGGCAAUGAUGUUCAAACCAAGUAGACCAGUACAUAUUCCAAACAAAAGAGAUAUUGUGGUUCCCAAUAAGCAUGGUGGAUAUAAUUAUUACAAUGACAAUAGCAAUUCUUUAAACCUUGAUUAAUAUUUUAAGUGAAACAUGGAGCACAUAAAAUAAAGAUCUCAAUUUGUUGAAUUUACAAUUUGAUUUAUGGGGUUUGAAGGAAGUAAACUCAGAUGUUCACACACCUGAAGUACAGCAGGGCCUCUAUAAUCAGAACCUCUUCUAAACCGAGCACUACUCACCCUGUCUUAUUAAUACAUAUGAUGUAAAGUUACUGCAAGUGUAAAAUGUCUGUCCUCCCUGCCUGUCAUGUUAUUCUGUACUGACAAAGGCAAGAUAUAGACAAAAAAAUUAAAAUUUUGAAUUACUUUACUUCUCGUUUAUUAAUUACACAUACUUAGGUAUUAAUACCUUGAUUAGGCUGACCAAGUAAACAUUCCUGCCAGAAAAAAUGCUUUUACGUAAAGUGCAAUACAACACUUAUCUAUGAUUUAUUACCUAUAGACAAAAUAAAAUAUUGAAUGUAUUUAAAAAUUAAUUAAAAAAUAAAAAAAAUAUUAUUGAGGAUCUUUAAAUUUAACAUACAUUUAAAGAUCCUCAAUAAUAUUAGAUAAAUUUAAAAUGUAGGUUCUCUGUACUAAUUAUAGUAUAUUUGGAUUACCGAACACUCCAGAAAUCCGAAAAAAAGGGGAAAUGUUUCAGAGUUAUGAUUAAAGAGGUCCUGCUGUGAUAAGAAUAAUUAUUAUCUUAUUAUUUAUAAAAUUACUCUUAAAGCAGCUUAUAAUAUAUUUAUAGCUCUUUUAUCACUGGGCAAUUACUGAGCUAAUGUGACUUUGAUAUGUUCUCUGUGUCGCAAUGUGACAAACACAAUUCUAAUUGCCCUCAGAUAAUCAGGUUUUUCAAGAAUACUGAUCUGCACUGCAUCAUUAUUGACAGGGUCACUUACCAUGAUGCUUUUCCUUGUCUCAUUCGUUCUUACAAAAAAAAGGAAAUGACAAACUCAUUAUUGACCAAAACAGUAAGAAAUAAUAUCAGAUUCAAACAGUGCUAGACUGAGCUGAUUGUUGUGAUAUUAUUUAUUUAAAAAUAUGUACAUAAACUAUUGUAAAGUAUUUAACUUUGUUUUUGUAGGUGGUUCAUAAUUUUUAUCAACAAUAAAAUGUUUACUGUG